AUGGAGGUUUUGACGGACGCGUCCUUCUCAAGCAGAGCGAUGGGCAGCGCGCUCCCGAUGCCAUCAGGGCACACCGGCGGAAGGGUCGCGUCGUUUCUAUGGGCUCACGGCGUGGCGGCUUCAGAUAAACUUCUGGUCUUUACUGUAGCAACUAAAGAAACCGAUGGCUUUCACCGCUUCAUGCAAACUGCCAAGCAUUUCAACUACACAGUGAAGGUUCUUGGAAAAGGUGAAGAGUGGAAAGGUGGUGAGCUGCCCAACUCCAUUGGCGGAGGGCAGAAGGUUCGGCUGCUGAAGGAGGGCAUUGAAAGCUAUGCUGAUCAAGAGGACCUGGUUGUACUGUUUGUGGAAUGCUUUGAUGUUAUCUUUGCUGGGGGCCCUGAAGAGCUGCUAAAGAAAUUUCAGGAAACGAAUCACAAGGUGGUGUUUGCAGCAGAUGGACUGAUUUGGCCAGAUAAAAGGCUGGCUGACAAAUAUCCUGUUGUCCGGAGUGGGAAACGAUUCCUGAACUCAGGAGGAUUUAUUGGUUAUGCUCCAUCCAUAAAUCAUAUUGUGCAGCAAUGGAAUCUGCAGGAUAAUGAUGAUGACCAGCUGUUUUACACCAAAAUCUAUGUUGACCCAUUGGCAAGGGAGCGCAUUAACAUCACUUUGGACCACAAAUGUGCAAUUUUCCAGACCCUAAAUGGAGCUGUUGAUGAAGUCCUUUUGAAAUUUGAAGAAGGAAAAGUAAGAGCAAGGAAUUCAGUGUAUGACACCCUACCAGUCACCAUUCACGGAAAUGGUCCAACUAAAAUUCACCUGAAUUAUUUGGGAAACUAUAUUCCCAACGCUUGGACCCGGGAAACUGGCUGCACUGUCUGUGAUCUGGACCUACUGGACCUGUCAGCAGUCCAGGAAUAUCCAAGAGUAAAAAUUGGUGUUUUCAUUGAACAACCCACUCCUUUCCUAACUAAAUUUUUAGACAGACUGUUGACUCUGGACUACCCACGGGAGGCACUCAGUAUCUUCGUUCAUAAUAAUGAGGUUUACCAUGAAAAGCACAUCAAGAAAUUCUGGGAAAAAGCCAAGAACGUUAUCAGAAGUAUUAAAAUUGUUGGACCUGAGGAAAACCUGAGUCAAGCAGAAGCCAGGAACAUGGGAAUGGACCUUUGUCGCCAGGAUAAAACGUGUGAAUAUUACUUAAGCAUAGAUGCAGAUGUUGUCCUGACAAACCCAAAAACUUUAAGAAUACUGAUAGAACAGAACAGGAAGAUAAUUGCUCCACUAGUAACUCGCCACGGGAAGCUUUGGUCCAAUUUCUGGGGUGCUCUGAGCCCUGAUGGUUACUAUGCUCGAUCAGAAGAUUAUGUGGACAUUGUCCAAGGGAACAGAGUAGGAGUAUGGAAUAUCCCUUACAUGGCUAAUAUAUACUUGAUUAAGGGACAGACUCUGAGGUCUGAGAUGAAAGAAAAGAACUAUUUCAUGCGUGAUAAGCUGGAUCCUGAUAUGGCACUCUGCAGGAAUGCCAGGGAGAUGACUUUACAAAGGGAAAAAGACUCCCCUUCUUCGGAAACAUUCCAUAUGCUCAGAGCCCCAAAGGGUGUUUUCAUGUACAUUACCAACAGACAUGAAUUUGGAAGACUUCUUUCUACAGCCAACUACAAUACUUCCCACUACAACAAUGACCUCUGGCAGAUCUUUGAGAAUCCUGUGGAUUGGAAGGAAACUUACAUAAAUCCAAACUACUCAAAGAUCUUCACUGAUAACAUAGUAGAACAGCCCUGUCCAGAUGUGUUUUGGUUUCCCAUAUUUUCCGACACUGCCUGUGAUGAAUUAGUAGAAGAAAUGGAACAUUUUGGGCAAUGGUCUGGUGGAAAACACCAAGACAGCCGCAUUUCUGGAGGUUAUGAAAAUGUCCCAACCGAUGACAUUCACAUGAAGCAAAUAGGACUGGAUAAUGAAUGGCUGCAUUUCAUACGAGAGUUCAUUGCCCCAGUCACACUAAAAGUCUUUGCUGGCUACUAUACCAAGGGCUAUGCUCUGCUGAACUUUGUUGUGAAAUACAGCCCUGACAGACAGCGGUCGCUGAGACCUCACCACGACUCCUCCACGUUCACCAUCAACAUCGCCCUCAACAAAGUAGGAGAAGACUUCCAGGGAGGUGGAUGUAAAUUCCUUAGGUACAACUGCUCCAUUGAGUCCCCCAGGAAAGGAUGGAGCUUCAUGCACCCAGGAAGACUUACACAUUUACACGAAGGACUUCCAAUCUUGAAUGGCACAAGAUACAUUGCAGUAUCGUUUAUUGAUCCUUAAUUUUAUUUUUCUUUGUCCUCUUCAACAGCAGUGUUCUUUACAUAAACAUUUAUUUAUAGAUCUCUUCUGGAAGAUGGUGAUAAAAGAAACUAAGUUACUGUUACUACACAGCAGAGGUACUUUGGGCUAAAAGGAGGAAAACCAGAAAAUGUUCUAAUCUUGUUGGAGAUUUCUUGAUAUCUGCUCUGAGCCUUGAGUCCCAAAGUAAACAUGUCCUGCUUGUUUUUCCAUUCUGCUGUCCUAAAGAGUGGGUAAGGAGAGAAAAUGGAAAAGCACAGUGAACCCAUUUCUUCGUUGAAAAAAGCCCAAACCCCAAGGAAUGCUAAAUACAAAAUCAUCGGAAAAAUUGAUCGUGGUUUUCAGUCAGUUAAGUGACACAGCUAAAGUUUGGUGGUCUAUAUAUUUGGUGCCAACCAAAGAAAGGAAAAUCACAGCAUAAAAACAAAAUCAAAUGAAUCUUGUUUACAGUUGUUUCUGGUAAGCAAUAAUUCCAUAUGCUGGUUUAUACCGAAGGGAAAACGUCUCUGUAUUCGUUGUCAAUAGUGAAAUUACACCCUUAGAAGAAAAAAUAAAUUAAUUGCAGAGAUGGAACAAGGAUUAAAUCCUUUAUCUAAGGAGGAAAUGUUUUAUCAUUUGUUCUGAGAACUUAUCCUAUUGAAAGCUUACUUUUCUUCAGCAAGUGACCUUUGUUUAAAGUGAGUUAUUUUUCUAAAUGUGUAGUUGCACCCAAUGGAUACUGGAAAUUUGAUGCUUAUUUUCAGAACGCUGGUAAAUUUUAAUAGGAUGUUUUAUAGGGACAGUUUUCUACUCUUAAAAUUACUUGAAUUUUGUAUCAGGAAAAUGAAAUGGUGGCAGUCUCUUUUAAAGCUAAGGGUCUUAACUUGACAUUUAUUUUGAAGAAAUUGGUUUAAAAUAUUCCUACUGUAUCUACUGUUUGUAAUUUAAAGAAACUUGAAGCUGACUGUCUCAAAGUCUACCGUGCCAAAAUGCACGACAUGUUGGAAAACCUUGAGAAAAAUAAAGAGUAAUUUUAAAUUAA
Molecule: messenger RNA, 3331 nt
Organism: Melospiza melodia melodia
Lineage: Eukaryota; Metazoa; Chordata; Aves; Passeriformes; Passerellidae
Gene: PLOD2
Product: procollagen-lysine,2-oxoglutarate 5-dioxygenase 2
Exons: 20
Coding region: 1-2292 (763 amino acids)
Biological process (GO): peptidyl-lysine hydroxylation
Cellular component (GO): endoplasmic reticulum
Molecular function (GO): iron ion binding; procollagen-lysine 5-dioxygenase activity; L-ascorbic acid binding
Source: RefSeq, a predicted model, not a curated record